AUGUGUGGGGGCUACGAGGAAGACCCAGGUCUUCUCUGGCAUUGCCGCAAGGACCCGUAUUCAUCCUACAAAGCCGCAUUCGAGCAAGACUAUCUAGUAAGCUCAGUCGAGCUGACUUAUGCUGAAAACCCCGCCGUUUCGCUACUUACUACUGUGCGCGGUGCAGGUCAUGUCUUGCGCGGACCUCUAGACCCACCACCUUCCCCCGGAGACGAAGGACCUUAUCAUACUAUGCGGCUUCCGCCUUUGGAACUUGAGUACAGUUUGCCAUUAACCGCUGAUGAAAUGAAAGAUUUAUCCGUGGAAGACGUCAGAGAGGCUCCAGGAUUGGAAAACGUUCCUGCUGGGGUUCAGGGUCCCUUCCAAUGGGUGGACCUACUCGGGGAGGGCUUGGAGGGGAUCUUCGCUCAUCAGGGUGGUAAUUGGUCUUAUACGCGAAAUAUGAGCGCCAUCAAUUUCCCUGCGAAGAGGACGUAUGAGUCGAUCAUCCAGGGCCUGGCGUCUCUCCGUGUGGAAGAUGUUGAAUUCAGUCCCUUGGAGACGGUGGAAAAUCAGCCAGUUUUGACCUCAGAAGGCCAAUCAGGUCUCAAUUUUAUGUCUGUCGCGAGGGACAGUUGCCUCGACCUAGUCCGCAUGCGAGGAGAAGUGAAUGGUUUCUAUCGAAGUCUCGUAUCAUCCACCAUCGGACCAGUGAACACCUCGACGGCAGGUUGGACGCCUUUUCGGCCUUUUGAAUCUUCGCCGACAAUCAGUCUGGACGAACCCAACGUACGACUGGUCGACCUGUCAGGCAACGGCACUGCUGAUGUUCUAGUAACUCAUGAUGAUGUGUUUGUUUACUACGAAUCUCUUGGAGAGCUUGGUUUCCAGACUGCCGUCAACGAGAGCCAAGGACCUCGUGUCCUGUUUUCCGACCCAACCAACUCAAUUUACCUGGCAGAUAUGAGUGGCGAUGGCUUGGUUGAUAUUGGAUCAGAAAUGGAAGCGUUUGCUAUUGGCCGAAUAUAG
Messenger RNA from Pseudogymnoascus verrucosus, 1008 nucleotides. RefSeq lists its product as uncharacterized. The transcript is spliced from 2 exons. Lineage: Eukaryota; Fungi; Ascomycota; Leotiomycetes; Thelebolales; Thelebolaceae. Bases 1 to 1008 code for a protein of 335 amino acids. The record is from RefSeq and is a predicted model, not a curated record.